Molecule: messenger RNA, 1647 nt
Organism: Miscanthus lutarioriparius
Lineage: Eukaryota; Viridiplantae; Streptophyta; Magnoliopsida; Poales; Poaceae
Source: the annotation of a GenBank genome assembly
AUGGUCGCCGUCUUCAACAAGGACGUCCUGAGCUGGUACCUCAUCACGAUCAAGCUCAGGGAGGCCGUCGACGCCAACCUCCAGAAGUCCCCGCCGCCGAGGGACCUGCCGCUGCGGCUCACGAAAAGCGACGCGUCGCCGCCGCCGCCGCCGCCGCCACCGCUCCAGCGCCAGUCGGAACAGGACCGGCCGGCCGCCACCAGGUCGCGGGCGCUGUCCCCGGCGCACAGCCCCAAGCCGCAGGACUCGGAAUGGGUGAUCGCUAUCCGCGGGAAGCUGGCGCAGGCGCGCGCCGAGGAGGCGGUCUGCCCCUGGGCGCGCCUCUCCGUGUACCGCGUGCCCAAGUGCCUCCGCGACGGCGACGAGCGCGCCUACACGCCGCAGGUGGUGUCCAUCGGCCCGCUCCACCACGGCCGGCGCCGCCUGCGGGAGAUGGACCGCCACAAGUGGCGCGCGCUGCACCACGUGCUCAAGCGCACGGGCCACGACGUCACCGUCUACCUCGGCGCCGUGCGAGCGCUCGAGGACCGGGCGCGCUCCUGCUACGAGGGCCGCGCCGCCGGGAUGGGGAGCAACGACCUCGCCGAGUGCCUCGUGCUGGACGGCACCUUCGUGCUGGAGCUCUUCCGCGGCGCGCCGGACGGCGGGAAGGGCUUCGUCGACGACCUCGGGUACUCGCGGCACGACCCCAUCUUCGCCAUGCGCGGGGCGAUGCACGCCGUGCGCAACGACAUGAUCCUGCUCGAGAACCAGGUGCCCCUCUUCGUGCUCGACCUCCUGCUCGGGAUCCAGCUCGGCAACCCGGAGCAGACCGUCGCCAGCCUCGCCGUGCGGUUCUUCGACCCGCUCAUGCCCACCGACGCGCCGCUGCUCCGUAAGGACCGGUCUAAGCUGGAGUCGUCCGUCGGCGCCGACGCCACGGCGGCGUUCGACCCGCUGUCGGGCCCGAUGCUCCACUGCCUCGACGUGUUCCGACGAAGCCUCCUGCGUGCCGGCCUGCAGCCCACGCCGCCACCGCCCGUGCGGCUGUGGCCCAAGAAGUGGUCCGGGCUGCGGCGGGUGGCCGACAAGCGGCGGCAGCAGUUCGUGCACUGCGUGUCGGAGCUCCGGGAGGCAGGCAUCAGGUGCCGGCGCCACAACACGGACCGGUUCUGGGACAUCAAGUUCGACAACGGCGUGCUCCAGAUCCCGCGGAUCCUCAUCCACGACGGCUCCAAGCUGCUGUUCCUCAACCUGAUCGCGUUCGAGCAGUGCCACAUGGACAUCGCCACCCCGGGCGGCAACAACAUCACCUCCUACGCCAUCUUCAUGGACAACCUCAUCAACUCGGCCGAGGACGUCAAGUACCUGCACGACCGCGGCAUCAUAGAGCACUGGCUCGGCAGCGACGCCGAGGUGGCCGACCUCUUCAACCGCCUCUGUGAGGAGGUGGUGUUCGACAUCAACGACAGCUACCUCUCCGGGCUGUCGGACCAGGUGAACAGGUACUACGACUACAAGUGGAGCACGUGGGUGGCGAGCCUGCAGCACAACUACUUCAGCAACCCAUGGGCGAUCGUCUCCGUCGUCGCUGCUGUGUUCCUGCUGCUGCUCACCAUGGCGCAGACCUUCUACAGCGCCUAUAGCUACUAUCGUCCACCCCAAUAA